Molecule: messenger RNA, 1158 nt
Organism: Colletotrichum scovillei
Lineage: Eukaryota; Fungi; Ascomycota; Sordariomycetes; Glomerellales; Glomerellaceae
Exons: 3
Coding region: 1-1158 (385 amino acids)
Source: RefSeq, a predicted model, not a curated record
AUGACUUACCUCUUUUACUUUGAUAUUUUUAUACGCAAGAACAGCUUUACCGGUCAAGAGCCUAAUUUCCUCGCAGACGUUCAACAACUAGUCAAGACUUGCGGCAAAGCAGGAAGAGAUCCACACAAUCAUCUGCUGGACGCAAUGUUGGCUCUGGGUGCUAUGCAAGCAAAUAUCCUUGGCGGAUCAGGCUGCCACAAUAGCCUGCGUUUCGCGCUUGAACAUUACUUGCAGUCCAUAACCUCUCUCCAAGGAGCUGUCCUGGACUCCACAUUGACACGGAAAGACGGCAUUCUCUGGUCAACCUUUUUCCUAGGGCUAUUCGAGUUGCUUCAAGACGCCUCUGGCCAGAAGUGGCUACAGCACAUGGUCUUCGGCACAUCUCAGGCUCUCAUCGCCAGCGGGCCGUCAGCAUGUACCUCGGGAACAAUGCGAAACUUCUUCAUACAGGCACGAACUUUUGAAGUCUGUAGAAGCAUAAUUUUCAACCAGUCCAGCUUCCUGACAGCACCAGAGUGGAUGAAGGUGACACGCAAUUUAUCGGAAGAGGCAAACAUUCAAAGUCGGGCUUCUGUAGAUGAUAUCCUAAACAUCAUUGUGUUAUGCUCUAGGCUCAGAGCACGUACGGGUCAGUUCAUCAGAAGUCACACCAGCUUCGCCGGGGUUGAGGUCCCAUCCAUCGAUGCGCUAGAACUUGCCACAGAGGGCUUCUAUCUUCGCGAUGCACUUGAAAAUUGGAAGCUUGAUGCAUCAUUUUCAUCUGUCCAACACAACGAGAUGCUUCUCGCCAUGAGCUACUACUCGGCAACAAGCAUAUAUCUCUCCGGAAACUAUGACUACGACCUACAUCACUGGCAGGCAAUGACCGUUGCGGUACCGGUACUAGGCCGAGUUGAGAUAUUGAAGCAUGUUGAAGACAUCUUGCAGACAACCAGGGAAGCGCUUCGUUCCUCUACUCUAUCGCCGCUUCUGCACCUUUUCCCACUACGAGUAGCAGGGGCAAGGUCCCGAGAACAUUCCCAGCGGCAGGCCGUCACUGAGUGUCUGCUCGAAGUCAAAAAGCAAUUUGCUGUUGCUGAUGCGAUGUUGGUCGAACUCUACGAGCUGUGGUCUCUAACUCCCACUACGCCUAUCAAUCCAACACCCUUAGCCAGUUGA